CAUUUGCCAGUCUUAUACAUCUGAUAGUUGUUCUUUUUUUCUCUACUAAAAAUGCAGUCAAUUUGUACGAAAUAUUCAUUCGUAUUGUCACUAGUUGUUUUAGUUUCUUCAAUAAACAUCGCCCAUGGCGUUGAAAUGAAGGAAUUUCAGCACACAUUAAAAAUUGUGCAUGAUACGUGUAGAACAGUAACGAAGGUUCCCGAGGAAACCAUUCAACAAGUACGAGGUGAUGAUUAUGCUGACGAUGCAGCUAUGAAAUGCUAUGUUCAUUGCACAAUGGAAAUGUUACAUCUGAUGGAAGGAUCUGUGGCUCAAUUCCAUGUAGCUGGAAAACAUACCGACUAUAUGAUUCCACAAGAACUUUUUGAAACUACAAUCAAAGCGUUUGGACAUUGCGAAGGCCUAACAAAUGGAAUGACUGAUAAUUGUGAAGCUGCCUAUGCCAUGUUGAAAUGUUUCCGAGAAGGAAACAAGGACUUUUGGCUUCCAUAAGUUGAAAUUUUUUGACGACCCAAGCUGAAUUUUAUUAGUUUUUACAUUUUAUUUCUUAUAUGAUGAAUUUCAAAUAAAUUGCACUGCAAAAAAAUCA
Messenger RNA from Contarinia nasturtii (swede midge), 589 nucleotides. RefSeq names its product general odorant-binding protein 72-like. The record is from RefSeq and is a predicted model, not a curated record. Gene Ontology annotation, molecular function: odorant binding. The coding region runs from base 52 to 492 and encodes 146 amino acids. Lineage: Eukaryota; Metazoa; Arthropoda; Insecta; Diptera; Cecidomyiidae. The transcript has 4 exons.